GCCGACGGGUCUCGCGGUGGGACAGGGGACUGGAGAGACGGGUAGAGGGGCGGGCCGCGAAGGUCGUCGCCAAGGUCGUGGGCUGGACGUGCUGCGCCGGAGCGACGCUAAGUGCGUGCGGGACUCGCACACUCUCCGCUUCUGUCCUGGGCAACGAGAGCCGGCGGCCAGGUGAGGGCGCCGGGAAGUGCCGCCGAGCAAACGUCGGAGAUUCACCAUGUCUAUCCUCAAGAUCAACGCCAGAGAGAUCUUUGACUCUCGUGGGAAUCCCACUGUUGAGGUUGAUCUCUUCACCUCAAAAGGUCUCUUCAGAGCUGCUGUGCCAAGUGGUGCCUCAACUGGUAUCUAUGAGGCCCUAGAGCUCCGGGACAAUGACAAGACUCGCUAUUUGGGGAAGGGUGUCUCAAAGGCUGUUGAGCACAUCAAUAAUACUAUUGCGCCUGCCCUGGUUAGCAAGAAAUUGAACGUCGUGGAACAGGAGAAGAUUGACAAACUGAUGAUUGAGAUGGACGGAACAGAAAAUAAAUCUAAGUUUGGCGCAAAUGCCAUUCUAGGGGUAUCCCUUGCUGUGUGCAAAGCUGGUGCUGUUGAGAAGGGGGUGCCCCUGUACCGCCACAUCGCUGACUUGGCUGGCAACUCCGAAGUCAUCCUGCCAGUCCCGGCUUUCAACGUCAUCAACGGCGGUUCUCACGCGGGCAACAAGCUGGCCAUGCAGGAGUUCAUGAUCCUCCCCGUCGGUGCGGCAAACUUCAGGGAAGCCAUGCGCAUCGGAGCGGAGGUUUACCACAACCUGAAGAACGUCAUCAAGGACAAAUACGGGAAAGAUGCCACCAAUGUGGGGGACGAAGGCGGGUUUGCUCCCAACAUCCUGGAGAAUAAGGAAGCCCUGGAGCUGCUGAAGAACGCGAUCGGGAAAGCGGGCUACACCGAUAAGGUGGUCAUCGGCAUGGACGUGGCCGCCUCCGAGUUCUUCCGGGAUGGGAAGUAUGACCUGGACUUCAAGUCUCCCGAUGACCCCAGCAGGUACAUCACACCUGACCAGCUGGCCGACCUGUACAAGUCCUUCGUCAGGGACUACCCAGUGGUGUCUAUCGAAGAUCCCUUUGACCAGGACGACUGGGGGGCUUGGGAGAAGUUCACGGCCAGCGCAGGAAUCCAGGUGGUGGGGGACGAUCUCACCGUGACCAACCCGAAGCGGAUUGCCAAGGCCGUGAGUCAGAAGUCAUGCAACUGCCUCCUGCUUAAAGUGAACCAGAUCGGCUCUGUGACCGAGUCUCUGCAGGCGUGCAAGCUGGCCCAGUCCAAUGGAUGGGGCGUCAUGGUGUCUCAUCGUUCUGGGGAGACUGAAGACACCUUCAUUGCUGACCUGGUGGUGGGGCUCUGCACUGGGCAGAUCAAGACUGGUGCACCUUGCCGAUCUGAGCGCUUGGCCAAGUACAACCAGCUCCUCAGAAUCGAAGAGGAACUGGGCAGCAAGGCCAAGUUUGCUGGCAGGAGCUUCAGAAACCCCCUGGCCAAGUAAGCUGUGGGCAGGCGCACCCACAAAUCCAUCAUCGCUUGUCAGCUAAUUAGACCCCUCCCCUGAUGUCAGCUCGGGCAGCGCAAGGCCCCCCGACCAGUACUUGCAGGGGCCUCUGGUAGUUAGACCCCCUCGCCCGCUGCUGUGGUGUGCUCACUGCUUCCUUAGAACUUCUACAGAAGCCAAGCUUGACCACCGGAACCUGUUGACAAACCCUACGCUCUGUACUCAAUGUCAUUGGCCCAACAAUCGAUCGCCUGUAUUCUCCACCCUCACUUUUGCCACC
Messenger RNA from Microcebus murinus (gray mouse lemur), 1805 nucleotides. It is a transcript of the gene ENO1, whose product is annotated as enolase 1. Gene Ontology annotation, cellular component: phosphopyruvate hydratase complex. Lineage: Eukaryota; Metazoa; Chordata; Mammalia; Primates; Cheirogaleidae. Gene Ontology annotation, biological process: glycolytic process. Gene Ontology annotation, molecular function: phosphopyruvate hydratase activity; magnesium ion binding. The record is from RefSeq and is a predicted model, not a curated record.